Molecule: messenger RNA, 2790 nt
Organism: Caenorhabditis angaria
Lineage: Eukaryota; Metazoa; Nematoda; Chromadorea; Rhabditida; Rhabditidae
Source: the annotation of a GenBank genome assembly
AUGAUUCCAGUCAUUUUUCGCACAAAUUCAUUUUUGCUGCUGAAGUUUGCAAGAUCGCUGGUUCGAGGAAACGAAAUAUCCUUCGAAGUUUCAAGGAAAUUCAAUUCGAGAACAAUGACUACAAGUUUGGAACCAGUUGCUGUUAAAAGAAUUCAAAAAGCAUGGGAUGUUCCAGUAAACAGUCAACCUGCUCCACAAUUAUCUAUUUAUAACAGUUUGACUCGUCAAAAAGAACCAUUUGUACCAAAUGAAGGAAAACGUGUAAGAUGGUAUAUUUGCGGUCCAACAGUUUAUGAUUCUUCGCAUAUGGGACAUGCAAGAUCUUAUUUAUCACUUGAUAUUCUUCGAAGAGUUUUCACUGAUUAUUUCGGUUAUGAUGUCGAAUUCAUUAUGAAUAUUACUGAUGUCGAUGACAAAAUUAUCAAAAGAGCAAGACAGCGACAUUUGUUGAAAUCGUAUUUUGAUGAAUCCGAAGCUCCACCAGUCAAAAAAGUCAUUGAAGAUGUUUUGGCUGCGUUGGAACAUUUUCAAAAGAAAUACAACGAAGAAGUUGAUCCAGAUAAGAAAAAAAUGUUCGAAGUUAUGGUAAGUCAUAAGAGAGUUUAUGAAAAACAUGUAAUAUUCAUUUGUUGCUUUAGAUUCGAAAAGUUCAAGAUUCUUCUUCUGCUCUUGAACAAGCAAUGAUUGCAAAAGAUGCAACUGCAAUCGAAUCAUCAAAAGGUAGACUUUUAAAUGAAGCAAGAGAUGUAUUAUCAGAAUGGUUGGAUGGGAAAUUUGGAAAAGAUGUUAGAGAUCACAGUGUUUUUGAUCAAUUAGCAAAAACGUAAGACUUCUAGAGUUUUUUAAAAUUGUUAUAAAUUCUUCUUUUUAUAGAUAUGAAAAUGAAUUUUUUGCGGACAUGGCUCGAUUGCAUGUUUUGCCAGUUGAUGUAUUAACUCGAGUUAGUGAAUAUGUUCCAGAAGUUAUCAAAUAUGUUGAAAGAAUCAUAUCAAAUGGUUAUGCAUAUUCAGCAGAUGACGGAAGUGUUUAUUUUGAUACAAAAGCAUUUGAAGCAAAUCCAAAACAUUAUUAUGCAAAACUUGUUCCGGAAGCAUAUGGAGGAGAUAAUGAUGCAUUGAUGAAAAAUAUGAGAGAAGGUGAAGGAGAAUUGAGUAUGUCUGAUGAAAGAUUGAAAGCUAAAAGAAGUCCAAAUGAUUUUGCAUUAUGGAAAUCUUCAAAAGAUGGAGAACCAUUCUGGGAUAGUCCAUGGGGAAAAGGAAGACCUGGAUGGCAUAUUGAAUGCUCUGUUAUGUCAUCGGCCAUUUGUGGUUCAAAAUUAGAUAUUCAUGCUGGUGGUUUUGAUCUCAAGUUUCCUCAUCAUGAUAAUGAAAUUGCACAGGUCAGUUAUCAAUUAAAUUCAACGAUUUUUCGAGUUUCUGAAAGAUUUUGAAAUUAUUUAUUUCUUGUUGUUCAAGAACGAAAAAUUAUAUUUAUUUUUUUAGGUUGAAGCGCAUUAUGACGAACCACAUUGGGUCAACUAUUUCCUUCAUUGUGGAACAUUGAGAAUUCAAGGAAUGAAAAUGUCAAAAUCGUUGAAAAACUUCAUUACAAUUCGUGAAGCUUUGAAACAAUACACUCCAAGACAAUUGAGAUUAUUGUUUUUGAUGCAUAAUUGGGCUGAUGUUUUAGAUUAUAGUUCAUCUACAAUGGAAAGAGCUUUACAAUUUGAGAAAAUAACCAAUGAAUUCUUCCUUCUUGUCAAAGAUUAUUUGAGAAGAAAUUAUAAACCGGAAAGUUCACAAGGAUAUCAAAAAUAUCAAUUGAGAGAAUUGCGUUUGUUAGAUGAUUUCGGAAAAUUGAAAGCAGAGGUGAUUCGAUUUUAUUGAAUUUUUCUUCAAUUUUUUUUUCUUUACAGGUUCACGUUGCUCUUUGUGAUUCGGUUGAUACUAGAACUGUUGUUGAAAAGAUUCGUGAAUUGAUUGGUCUCGGAAAUUCUUAUAUUAUGGAAAAAGAAAAAGAAGGAUCAAUUCCAAAUUCGUUGUUGAUCAGAAAUAUCGCGGCUUAUAUUACUUCUCUUUUGAAAAUGUUUGGAGCUAUUCCAGAAUUCUCUGACAUUGGAUUUGUCAAUGAGGAUGAGUGAGUUAAAAAAAAACACCAAUUGUGCUGUAAUAAAAAAUUUCAGAAAUGCAGCUUCUGGAACUACUGGAUCUUUUAACAAAGAAGCUGUUGUUAUGCCAUAUUUGACAGCAUUGGCGGAGUUCCGCGAAAAAGUUCGAAAUAUCGCUAAAGAACACAAAAUUAUCGGAAUUUUGGAAGAGUGUGAUGCUUUGAGAGAUAAAAUAUUGCCAGAAUUGGGUGUAAGAUUGGAAGAUCGAACUGCACAAACAACAAUCAAAUUGGUUGAUAGAGCAACAUUAUUGAGAGAACAAGAACAGAAACAAGCGGUAUGAUUAUUUUCUAACCCACCCAUCUUUUCUUUUAAAAUCAUGUUUUUUUCAGGAAAAAGAACGUAAAGAGAAAGAAAAAGCUGAAAAAGACCGCAAAGCUAAGGAAAAAGCAGAAAAGGAUGCAGCCGCAAAACGUGUUAACCCAGAAGAAAUGUUCAAAAUCGGAGAGUUUGAAGGAAAGUUCUCAGCUUUCGAUGAAAAGGGAAUUCCUACUCAUACAUCUGACGGAGAAGAGGUAUUUUAAUUUUAAUUCAUUAUCAAACAUUCUUUAUUUAUUGUUUUUCAGGUUUCGAAAAAACAACGAAAGAAGUUAGAAAAAUUGUGGGAAACUCAAAACAACAAAUUUCAGAAAUCAGCGAAUUGA